GUUAAGAAAAUCUUCUCGUAUCUACAAGGCACAAAAAACUACGGUCUACGCUAUGGUCCCUCAUUGGUCGCUCCUGUUGGUUACUCGGAUUCAGAUUAUGCUGGAGACAUCAACACCCGACAAUCAACUUCAGGUUUCAUCUUUCUUCUGAACGAGGGCCCCAUAGCCUGGAGCAGCCGUCGUCAGAACUGUGUUGCCCUCUCCACCACUGAAGCAGAGUAUGUGGCUGCUUGUGAAGCAGCCAAGGAAAGUGUGUGGUUGCGGCGUCUUCUACUUGAAAUAAUCCCUGAUUGGAAACAACCACUACCUUUGCUCUGUGAUAACAUUUCUUCAAUUGAACUCACUAGGAGCCCCAAAUUCCAUCAGCGAACCAAACACAUCGACGUCCGUUUCCAUUUUAUCAGAGCCCAGCAAGAAGCAAAAGAAAUCGACGUGAAGUACACUCCAACUACUGAACAGCUCGCAGAUCCUUUCACCAAGCCAUUACCGAACCCUCGCUUCUCUAUUUUACGCAAGGCGAUUGGUGUAGUGCCAGUUCCCGAUUUAUAAUAUUUUUCUUUUUAGAGAGAGAGCAAACACACCAUCGGAGAAACGCUGAUAAUUUUUAUUUUUUCAUCAUGUAGAAAUUCAAACAUUUAUUUUAUUUUUCCAUACAACCCUCUCUGUCUUUCUCUCCUCUUAAAAAAAAAAACACAACUACAACAACAACAAAUCUCUAGAUUUAACUAUCGCACCUGUACGUAUGUUUGAGGAGGAGUGUUGGAUGUAAGCAAACACAAUAUAGGUGGCAGCACAUACAGGAGUGGUGGCAGCACAAGCGGGAGUUCUCUCGGCCUUCCACCUUGACUGUACAGUGCUCUCCUUUGUCACUUUCUCUUUCUCUCCGUCUGCUAAAACACGCGGUUAUACGUUAACUUGUCUCCCUGUUUUUUGUAUCAAGAAAUCUGGUCUAAGUAUUUCUUUUCUGUGUUCCAAACCUCGUUGUAUCGAGACUCGUGAGUUAUUCUUUUGUUCAUCCGAGUUAAUUAGACUCAGGAAAAUGAAUCAUUGAGGGAAAAAAAACGGAUUUUAGAAGAAAAGUUACUGACUACAAUACCAUUGCAUCAAACGAAUUUGAAAAUAUUGAGCUAAGAGAAAAAAUUGAAGGUUUGGAGAAAGAAGAGCCGAUAGUUCUUGUCCGAGAGAUGAAGGAAACACUUGAGGGAAUGAAAAGUCUCGUUGGGAUCAUAUCAUCACCAGCAGUGCACAGUCAACUAAAUGUACAACCUCCAGGUUUUGGUGUUCCAUCGCAAUAUUUAAGUAGUCCAUCGUCAAGUUCUUGCCACAUCGGUGCAAAAUUGGUAAAACUAUGGGGAGAAGUUUUCAUCUGCGAAUCUGUGCCUAAAAAAGUGAAAACAAUCUUGAAGUCUAGUGGUCAGACAGAGUUUUCUCGGAAUCGCGCAGUUACUGUCAUCUUGGAAAAUUUAUUUUCACCUGAGCAACUGGCAAAUAUGUCACUGUCAGGCAGAAAAAGUCCAGGAAUUCCUGACGCUAUUCCAAAACCGAAAAUUCCGGACAAAAUCCAAGAGGCUAUUCACAAUUUCAUGCAAGCAGCAUGGGACGAGGCAUUUUCAAUCAAGGAUGAAAAAGGGAGCGUUACGACUAUGGCUGUUCUAUCAACCACCCAAAUCGAUAAGGCAAUUGGAGCAAGGUUAUUGGCCUGUCACACCCACCUAAAAAAGAAGAAAAAUCCACAAUCAGACCAUGAAUAGAAGAUAUCGCCUCUCACCAGUCUCGAAACUUUCUUUACUUUUUUUUUUAUUUUUCACGAUUUGUUUUUGUGUUACUUUCUUAAAAUGUUAUCUAUUACAUUUUAAGAGAGUAUGUGCUGCUGUGUUUUUAAACAUGCCUUGUUAAACAUCAAACAUCUGUUCAGAUGUUUGAUGAAAAUACAAAGACGAGAGAAAAUA
Molecule: messenger RNA, 1949 nt
Organism: Daphnia pulex (common water flea)
Lineage: Eukaryota; Metazoa; Arthropoda; Branchiopoda; Diplostraca; Daphniidae
Exons: 5
Coding region: 1185-1751 (188 amino acids)
Source: RefSeq, a predicted model, not a curated record